This is a messenger RNA of Gambusia affinis (western mosquitofish), 2113 nucleotides long. Its product is annotated as Na(+)/H(+) exchange regulatory cofactor NHE-RF1-like. Gene Ontology annotation, cellular component: apical plasma membrane. The transcript has 5 exons. Gene Ontology annotation, molecular function: protein-membrane adaptor activity; signaling receptor binding. The record is from RefSeq and is a predicted model, not a curated record. The coding region runs from base 1 to 507 and encodes 168 amino acids. Lineage: Eukaryota; Metazoa; Chordata; Actinopteri; Cyprinodontiformes; Poeciliidae. Gene Ontology annotation, biological process: protein localization to plasma membrane.
AUGCUGGGCGAGGGGAGUAAAAAGAUCAAAAACUCUUUUCAUCUUCUUCAGGUGAACAGUGUCUCUGUGGAGGGGAAGACGCAUUCAGAGGUGGUCGGCGCCAUUAAAGCGGGCGGAGACGUGACCCGGCUGCUGGUGGUGGACCCCGACACCGACGCCUUCUUCAAGAGAUGCAGGGUGACUCCCACCUCUGAGCACUUAACUGGUCCACUUCCAGAGCCAGUUGUUAAUGGAAAAGCAGAAGAGAAGGUGAAUGGCAGAGUACUCACAGAGAGAGAGAGGAACUCGAAGCUCUCAGUCAGUCCUUCUCCGUCCAACGCGUCGUCCAACGCUUCACUCACAACCCCGUCUGCACACACCCCACCUGAGGGUCUGGUCACAAAUGCCAUCCCAGCUCUCAACCUCACGCUGCAGCAGGUCAAAGAGCUCACCCACCAGAAACGCUCCAACAAGAGAGCACCACCAAUGGACUGGACCAAGAAAAACGAGCUCUUCAGCAACCUAUAGGACACCUGCGUUCACCCAAAGCCACACUUUUAAUUUUAGAAAAUCUUUCCUAGAGAGGUCAGAGAGAAGUAUUUUAUUAUGACGAUGUUCUAAAGAUAAACGCAUCAUAGAAAGUUAAUGCUGUUCUAUAAAAUAUAGCAUUCCUCUAGGUAUUAUUCCUCACGUUAUUAUAAACCGUAUAUAAUGCUGUUUAUUUUUAUGUGCUUCUAACCAGAAGAAAUAAAUAUGCCAAUGAAACAGAGAUUUAUAUUCUGGUCAGGUUGGAGUAGACAGAUUUCUCUUUCUGUUUUGAUUUCUGAGUGUGUGUCUGACCAAGUGUGUGUGUUGGGCACAUGAGGAAGUGUGAAGGAGUUGCAGCUUUUAACACUGAACUUUUUAUUGUCAAAACAACCACAUGACUACCGCCUGACAAUCAGUCAAUUAAUAUAAAGUUUUUUCUUAGUUACUCCUAUGUCUUUCAGUUCUGAAGUGAAAGAUGGAUUCCCAAAAAAAAAAAAUCACUGAAAGAGUUUAUUGAUUUCCCCUAGAAUCUACUUUCUAACUGUGUAUCCUUUUUAUGCUUAAACCCCAUUUGGUAUUUUAUAAAUAAUUAAAUCACCUCUGUCCAACUUCCACAUCCCUACUGAAGAAAAGCACAGCAUGAUGCUGCCACCAUGUUUUCAUGCGUUCAUUUUCAGCUACGUGUAAAAUUCAAAACCUUAGAGAAAUGCUCUGUAACACGAUACAUCAUCAUUUGUAUUGACUCAUCUGGAGUCGAUAGAAAAUCAACAUUUUGUAUUGCAACUAAAAACAGAUAUUUUAUUUUCACCUGUCUCUCAGGGUUUCCAUGGUUUGUCCUUCUUGUCAUUUUUGAGUUCAUAUUUCAUUUUAACCAAAAUCCCUAUUAGAUAUCCUUAAUUAUCCAAUAAAAUAAGCAUUGCUGCUUUGUUAUAAAAUUGUUUUGAUGUGGUUCAGCUUUUUUGGGGGGGGACAGCUUAAAACUGGAAAUAACUAUAUUUUAAUUUGCAUUAUUGUUUAAUAUAUGUAUGUAUAUAUUUCUUUUAUUGUAUAUGUUUUUAGGCUUAUGACUGAAAUUCCACUGAUUUUUAACCAGCCGUAAACAAAUGUGUACUUUACUGAGCGUGUGAGCCAUGUUGGAAACCUUUACCGCCCCCUUGUGGCCAUCGCUGUAAUUGCUUUUGGCUCAAAUAAAUGCUAGAGGUUUUUGUUUCUUCGGGAGAAAGGAAAAUGUGAGGUGUGUGUUAAAAACUGUAAAACUGUGUCAUUUCAAACACCAUCUGGGCUUUCUGUCGCUCAGUAGAUUUCAUCAGUAGUAGUAACUGCUGUCGAGAAGCGUGGAGACAAAAACCGAAUCGAUGGAAAGCUUUUUGUACUUUGUGGAAGCAAUAAGGAUUUUCAGAUCUGUAGUGUGUCUGUCAUGAUAGCAAUAUUGUGUUAUCUGAGGAUAAAUAAAAAAUAUUCUCAAAUCUAUGUUUUGAGAAUUUUCUGGACCCCAUAGAGUUUCUUACAGAAGUUUUUAAACUCACACUGUCGCAUUACAACACUAAGUGCAGCAUAUUUAUGUUUCACAUAACAUAAAUAUUUCCGAAUAAAAAUCUGAAAAGUG